Molecule: messenger RNA, 1467 nt
Organism: Homalodisca vitripennis (glassy-winged sharpshooter)
Lineage: Eukaryota; Metazoa; Arthropoda; Insecta; Hemiptera; Cicadellidae
Gene: ATP6AP2
Product: ATPase H(+)-transporting accessory protein 2
Exons: 8
Coding region: 131-1114 (327 amino acids)
Biological process (GO): positive regulation of Wnt signaling pathway
Cellular component (GO): external side of plasma membrane; membrane
Molecular function (GO): signaling receptor activity
Source: RefSeq, a predicted model, not a curated record
CUCAACCUUCUUUCUGCUUCGGUAUAUAGGUGUAGUGUUAUAAGGUCCAGUGAAUUUAAUAUGAAAUUUUGUUAAAUUAACAAAUCUGUAAUCAUAAAGUAAAAAUUGAAUCGACUAUUAUCCGCUGAAUAUGUACACUUUACAGUUAUGUUUUUGUUUGUCAUUGGCCAUUGGAGUGUUUGGAGAUGGAGAAGUUAUUUUCCUGAGCAAACCUCCAAAUGUUGAGUUUCGAGGUCAUGAACCUUGCGACACUGGCAUUGUGAAAGAUAUCUGUUCUACUUCUCUUGGCUUCACAACAUAUCAAACAAGUGAAUGGCCAGGACUGUACAUCAACAGUCCGUUCAACUUUGCUGAGUCUGUGGUUGUGGUUGCGCUCCACGGUGUGGCUUCUCUCGGCCUCAAUGAAGGGCACAAGUUCCCAUUCGUUGCAGACUCUCCACUUGACGAGAUCUGGACGAGUCUAGAAAGUAAAGUCUUAGAACGCUACCCGUAUGGUGAAAAUCAAUCCUUGGUGGAAAUCAAUUGUGAUGAUGACGUAAGAGCUGCUGAAAUAAACCUGAACAAAGGAAACUUAAAAUUGAAGCGACCAAGUGUCAAGUAUUUGAAGGAAAGUGAAGACGAAGACAAUAGCUUUAUCAGCCAAGUUGCGUUACUACAGGCUGUAUCAGACAAGAUUGAAGAAAAAGGAGUUCCCGCUGAUGGUCUACCAGAUGUGUUCUUCUUCAAUGUCAAAGGUCUUCAUCCUGUCAUUGAUAUUUAUGGAGAAAACUCAAAUACUGUCACAGAAGCUAAGAACUUGGUGAUAUCAACCGUUCAACAGUUGAAGGAAGUAUUUGAACAGGCUUACCAAAACAAGACUUUGUUUUUGGUGUUGUCAAGUGACUCUGCCCAUACCCGCAGGUUCCGACGUGCCACUACAGAGUUAGCUACGGAUAGAAAUUUGGCUCCAGUAUACGAUGAGAACUACCCAGUAUUUUUCAACAUCUUCCUCUGGUUUACAAUUGCUUUCAUCAUGACGAUCAUUGCCACGUCAACUGUUACUGCUUGUAUGGACCCUGGCAGGGAUUCAAUCAUCUACCGUAUGACAAGCACCCGAAUGAAGAAAGACAACUAAACCCACUUGUGUUGCUACAGACCCAGUUUCUUUACACUUAAUAUAAGUGUAGACAAAUAAUUUGUAAUUAGAAACAACGUAUAAGGCAGUAUUUUUUUUCUUUGUAAAUAUAGUAAAUUAUUGUCAUGUAUCAUUCCAUGUAUAUUUUAAAAUCUGUUGGCAGUUUGGUCCCAUUUGUAGUAACAAUAUACAGUUGUGUAAGGUGUUGGUGUAAAUAAAUGUUUCAUAAUUUUAAAUUAAGUACUCACAAUAUUCAAGGAUUUGUUUUUACAUGUAACAAGUAUGUGUACAUUUAAAGUUAGGCCAAUAGUUUGUUUUAGAUGUUUUAAAUAAUAUAAGUUUAAGUAAAACUA